CCGGCGAGAUCCCCGAGCCCCGGCGGCUGGUGCUGGGAGCCCGGAGCCCGGAGCCCGGGCUGCAGCCGGGAGAGGGGAAUCUCCAGCAGGGCCCUUCCCGCUGCUCCCCAGGAGCCUCUCCCAGGGCAGAGCCCCCAGCCCGGCCAGGCCCCUUCCCGGCCCGGCCCCUGCCCCAGGGGGCCCCGCUCGGAGGGAAGGGCCGUGUCCUUAAAGGCCCAGUGCAUCGCAGAACCCGGACAGGGCCGCUCCCCCCUGUAUAAGAUGUUACUGAGCUGCUAAAGGAGACUUGAUCCAAUGAAAUAUUUACAGACACCCCCACAAAGAUCUCACUGUCACACCUGCUUCGAAUGUUUAAAGAAUCCAGGUCUCAGUUCCUGUGUCUGUGUAAAGCCGCCCAGCGCUUCACCAGUGUGUCCCAGCCACUGUCCCUGUUCCCCGAGUUUCACUCCUCUUGGAAUCCAGUCUGGGCAGUUUCACUCCUGCACAUUAGUUCCUUCUGAAAAUAUUCUUUUUAUUACUCUGAGCUCUUCAUCCUAAGCUUCAUCAGCGUUGUGCGGAGGGACGUCAAUCUGCCAUGGAAUUCAUAUUUGUAAUGGCAAAUCAUCAUGGGAAAUAUGAAUAGUUGCGAGUAGCUUCAGCAAUCGCAUCUCCCGGGGACACUGUAACAGUUCCUGUUUCUAUUGUAAUGUUGUAAUUUGAGGGCAGUGCUGACUGAUUUCACGGGCUGGUCUCAAACCUCAUCAAACAAAUGAAGUGAGCUUAAUAUGUUUUUGUUACACCUGCCAGACUGCGUCACACCUUUGUGAGCAUCGCAGUCACAGACUCACCAAUAUGACCAUCCCCAUGUACGACGGGGUAACAGACAAUGCCAUCUGUCCAAGUUACAUUUCCCUGGCAGUGCCUAGUUACAAGGCAAAUAUCCACACACACGCCCUCCCUUCCUGAGCACACAUUGCUCCCAGUUUACGUUGGAUUUAUUAAAAAAAGAGAAAUAACAAUGAGGAGUCCUUGUGGCAACUUAGAGACUAACACAUUUAUUUGGGGAUAAGCUUUCGUGGUUCUAGCCCAUGAAAUAAGUUUGUUAGUCUCUAAAGUGCCACAAGGACUCCUGGUUGUUUUUGCUGAUACAGACUAAAACGGCUUGUAAAAGCAAAGUCAAGUGGGCCUAAACUCUUGUCAAGGUAACUGUGUCUGUGAUAAAAGGACAGGAGGGGUGAUGAGGAAGCUCAGAGAAAUGCAAUUGCAACAGCUAACCGUAAGGAAGCCGCUAACCACAGAAGGAAAAAAACACACCUGUUUGGACUAGAAAAUCUUUUUGCUGUGUUACUAACAAGGAAGCAUUAAUGAGCAAGUGUGCUCAUCUGGAUGUUGCUAUAGAUCUAUAUAAGCUUCUGUGUUCUUUUUUUCUUUGUGGAACAGCUCGGAGCGUUGCUUCUCAGCUGUCUCUCCCUGCAUGCUUGUAUUAUAAUAAAGGAGCCGCCGGCUGUUCUGAUCUAAACACAAUGCGUGGUUAAUUUCCAUGACAAUUUCUUGUGCCAUGACUCGGAUCCAUGGUAUACCGCCGAACCGGAGGACCGCGGACCGUUCCCCACCGGACCCGGGCGCCAUCUGAAAGGCGGAGGAAUCACGUCCACAUUUCACUCCAGAUCGUCUCGUCUGCCAGGAGACAGGGAAGGGAAAUGGCUGUGAUGGAGCCAGCUCAGUUACGGCUAUUUGUGGCUGCCGUGGGGGAGACCUUGAAGUGGCUGGUGAGCACCGUGCAGGAGAUGCAGCAGGCCCAGCAGGCGGACAGACAGGCGCUGAUGACAUGGCAGGCGGACCAACAACGGGCCCUUCAGGAGUUCAUCGGGGAGCAGUCGGCAGCCCAGCAGCAGAUGCUACAGAGGGUGAUGCCGGUGACCUUCGAGGAUGUGGCUGUGUAUUUCACCCAGGGGCAGUGGGCUCUGCUGGACCCCACUCAGAGAGCCCUCUACAGGGACGUCAUGCAGGAGAAUUAUGAGAUGGUGACCUCGCUGGGAUUUCCCAUUCCCAAACCUGAACUGAUCACCUGGCUGGAACGAGGGGAAGAGCCGUGGGUGCCCGAUCUCCAGGUCUGCGAGGAAAGAGAGAUCCCGAGAGGCGCCCACACAGGGUUGGAAUUGGCAACUCCCUCGCUGGUUCCUCUGAAGAAGAACCUCAGCGCUGUAGUGGUGUCUGAAAAACACAACCUGAAGCCGAUGCCGAUGAAGAGGCAGAGCACGUCCGCCCCCUCUGGAGACAAUCCACCAGUAGAGAAGAAAUACAAACCUCUGAACACCACCCCCAACAGCACCAAGGAAAUCAAAGUCAAGAUCAUCCCCGUGCAACCAAUGGAGGGCUUGGGCUUCCCCGAUGCCCUUAACUCUGCCCCCAUCCCGGGGAUCAAGAUCGAAAAGAAAAAGAACGUCUUGUCUCCUACAGCAGCCAAGGCGAGCCCCUUUGAAGGGAAGCCAGCCCCAGAAGCGAGCGCUGCUAAACCAUCCUCACCAGAACCCGCUACUGCAUCUGAGCUGAUGGAGGUGGAUCGGCCCGGUACCCCUGUGCCGGCAGUAGAGGUCCCAGAGCUGAUGGAGACCGCCUCGUCCGAGCAGAACUCAGACACCAAGCCGUCCGAGAGCGCCGCUGACUCCACGCGGCUCACCAAGAAGGGUAAGAAGAAGACAGUGAGCUGGCCUGAAGAGAGCAAGCUGCGGGAGUACUUCUACUUCGAGCUGGAUGAUACUGAGCGAGUCAACCUGAACAAGAUCAAGGACUUUGGCGAGGCAGCCAAGCGGGAGAUGCUGAAGGACCGGCAAGCCUUCGAGACGGCGCGCCGGCUCAGCCACAGUGCCAUGGAAAAUGAAGUGCCCUGGGUUUACCCCAAGCUCAUCGACCUGCCUAGCUCCCUGGUGCAGCCGGGCAGCGGCAGCCACGAGAAGUUCACCCAGGCCAAGAGGGAGAAGGGCAUCCUGCCGGAGAUCUUCCUCUUCAAGGAGUGCAUUCCAGAUAGUCCCCACGAACCCGACCCAGAGUCUUACGAACCCCUGCCGCCCAAACUCAUCCCGCUCGACAAGGAAUGCACCAUGGACGAGGCCGCUCACCAGGAAGGACUCGACCCGGCCACCAUCUCGCAGUCUCCCGACGAAGCCGGGGCCUCCAAGCUGCCCCCAGUGCUGGCCAACCUGAUGCCAGCCCCCACUCCCCCCCAGAGCCCUCAGGGCCAGGGCCGGCUCCAGCAUUUUUGCCACCCCAAGCCAAAAAAAAAAAAAAAAAAAAGCCGCAAUCGGCGGCGGCAGUUCAGGAAACAAAACAAAACAAAAGCCGCGAUCGUGAUCGGCGGCGACAAUUCCUUCAUUCCGAGCGGGAGUGAGGGACCUGCUGCCCCCGAAUUGCCGCACGUGCCGCCCCUUUCCCUUGGCCGCCCCAAGCAGCUGCUUGUUAAGCUGGUGCCUGGAGCCGGCCCUGCUCAGGGCCCCAACCCCAGCUCCUCCAUGAACGUGCAGGAGAUCCUCUCCUCCAUCAUGCGCGGGCCCAACAACCACAAGACGGAGGAGCUAAUGAAGCAGCCGGAUUACUCGGACAAGAUCAAACACUUGCUUGGCAACCUCCAGCCACAGCCCCUGGGGCCCUCAGGAGUACCCCAUGGGCUGCUGGGCCCAGGGCUCCUCGCCAAUGGAUUCCCACCUGGACCAAAGAACAUGCAGCAUUUCCCUCCUGAGGGGCCAGGACCCAUGCCUGGUCCUCAUGGUGGCCCUGGGGGUCCCAACAUGCCCCCAGGUCCCGGCAUGCCUGGUGGGCCCAGGAUGAUGGGCCCUCCCUCUCCCCAGAAAGGCGAGUUCUGGGAUCCCCCUGAUGGCGGAAUGCGAGGAAACCCCCAGGGGGGUAUGCGAGGGGGUGGCCCCAGCCCAGGGCCCGGCCCAGGCCCUUUCCACCGGGGGCGAGGUGGGGAGCCCCCCUUCCAGGGUCAUGAUGGAGGCUACAGAAAAGACAUGUCAAGCCGCCCCGUGUGUCGCCACUUCAAGUUGAAAGGCAGCUGCAGGUACGAGAACAACUGUGCCUUCUACCAUCCUGGAGUGAACGGGCCGCCCCUGCCAUAGCGCCCGGGGCCCUCCCCCCAGCCCGCCGACGUCCUGUGAAACCGCCCAACACAGCCGCCCCCGCUUCACGGACUCUGGGGUGCCAGCUGUCGGACUUGGGCUGCGGCCACCACAUAUGGCUUCUGUGAGGCCUUGUAACACCCAGGGGGGGGAAGGAGCAACCCCCCCUGACGGCUGCUGCGACUGAGAAACCACUGCGCGGGGAAUUCCCCCUGCCACUCCGCUCCCUCCUGUGUUUUAACAUGAUGGUGGCGCUGAUGGGACAUGACUCCGCGCCCCCCCAGUGACUUUUUGCAAGCACAAGAGCAGCCGCCUGCUCUGGGACCUGGGGAUGAGGGGGGCAAAGCGGGUUGUUAACACUGUGUAUAUCUCUGUGGAGCCAGCAAAGGUGUAAAGGGGGGGGUUGCCUGGCUGCCCUACCCGGCUCCGGGCUGCGAUCUGUCCGCAGGUUCGCCUGCUGCAGACCUACUCUGAAGACAUUGUGCCUGGGGAGCCUUGGCCCUGGGGAGCAGCCGGCCACACUGCUCGGCUCCCCCAGAAAUACUGCCCUCCUCGGGCACGUGGUCCGGAGACUUCUCCCUCCAUCUGGCAGCAGCAGGAUACCAGUCCUUCGGUUGGGGAGGAGAGGGGUCCCUUAACCACUGCCCCCCACCCACUGAGCAAAGGGGGUGCUUGUUAACUCCACCCCCUCAAUGGGGUCAUUGUAGAUAAAUCUCUGCAUUAAGCAUCUUCACAUAACUUUCAUAUGACUUUUUGUAUUAUGUCUCUUCAUAUAACCUUGUAUUAAGCCUAUCCACAUAUAACCUCUAUUUUCAUACAACUUUGUAUGAAGUCCUUUGAUCUAGGAACUUUGUAUCAGAUCUGUGGGAGAAAACAAACCUUCACUCUGCAUUUGUAAGCAACAAGGCAGAGACAGUUUAUUCAAGCAAUUGGAAGGGAAGAUUGCAGUUGGACAGGGGGGUCCC
Messenger RNA from Malaclemys terrapin pileata, 5059 nucleotides. Its product is annotated as serine/threonine-protein phosphatase 1 regulatory subunit 10-like. The transcript is spliced from 18 exons. The record is from RefSeq and is a predicted model, not a curated record. The coding region runs from base 1551 to 4094 and encodes 847 amino acids. Lineage: Eukaryota; Metazoa; Chordata; Testudines; Emydidae. Gene Ontology annotation, molecular function: metal ion binding. Gene Ontology annotation, biological process: regulation of DNA-templated transcription.